UUAGAGCCCAGGUGGAAAGGACCACUCCAAGUACUCCUGACCACACCCACCGCCCUGAAGGUAGAAGGCAUUGCGUCGUGGAUCCACUACACCCACGUCAAGCCAGUGGACCCAACCUCCGACCUUCUGGGGCCAAUCACGGCGGCGGCUGAAGCACCGGACACGUGGACUGUGGACAGAGCUAAGAACAACCCCUUAAAACUCACCCUGCGCCGGCAGCAUAGCUCACUGCAAACAUGCAGAAUCUCCCUCACCGCAUCCUUCAUGGCGGCCGGACUGGCUGGGGGAGCCCUAGGUCACACCCUCAUAGAAAGUAACAAGCUGUACCAACAAUUUGCCGUUGCUAUGGAGGAGUCAGCUGAGUCCCUUGCCUCCCUCCAGCGGCAGCUGACGUCCCUAGCACAGGUAACCUUGCAGAACCGGAGGGCCUUAGACCUACUCACUGCUGAAAAAGGGGGAACGUGUAUGUUUCUAAAGGAAGACUGUUGUUUCUACAUAAAUGAAUCAGGGCUCAUGGAAGACCGGGUCCAACAGUUACGCAAGUUAAGCACAGAAGUAAGAACACGGCAGUUUGCUUCAGCUGCAGACCAAUGGUGGAACUCAUCUAUGUUUUCUCUGUUAGCCCCCUUCCUUGGACCCCUGCUGAGCCUACUAUUUCUGCUUACCGUAGGACCUUGUGUUGUUAACAGAAUUUUGCGGUUCGUUAAAGAAAGGUUUAACACUGUACAACUCAUGGUCCUCAGAGCCCAAUACCAACCUGUAAACGCUGAAACAGAAACAGACUUAUAA
Molecule: messenger RNA, 789 nt
Organism: Pan troglodytes (chimpanzee)
Lineage: Eukaryota; Metazoa; Chordata; Mammalia; Primates; Hominidae
Product: endogenous retrovirus group FC1 Env polyprotein-like
Exons: 2
Coding region: 265-789 (174 amino acids)
Source: RefSeq, a predicted model, not a curated record